AUGUCUGUACAUUAUACAGUAUAUGCAAUCAAAUGAGCAUUUGUGUGAAUGUCUGUCAGCCUUGUGAUACACACUGGCUUCUGGCUUUUAGAAGAGGGGAGGGGAGAGAAAAGGGUACGGAAGAAGAAAAGGAAAGAGAGGGAGGCUUGAGAGAGAGAGAGAGAGAGAGAGAGAGAGAGAGAGGAUGGGAUCAGGGCGCUCUCAGGUCCUGAUGCUGUUUAUGCUUUAACCUUGGUUGCUACGGAACUGCAGCAGGGUCUGCCCCUCCUGCAUUAUUAUUGGCUCUCUGCAGCGACUACAAAACAUGUACUUUCAAUAUUAGCCAAUGGCACACCACUACCUCUCUUUGCUACCUUUCUCUCUUAAAGGAAUAGGAUCAUUUUCUCAUUUUUGUUAUUGCACUAAAAUGGCCGGGGUUCCAAUAUGCAGUACUGUUCUUCUUUUUCGUCCGUGUAGUUGUACAGAGUGUACAUAGCCAACAGAUGGAAAGAAGGAAACUGUUGUAUACCAGGGGGAUGGAUGGUGUGUGUGUGUGUGUGUGUGUGUGUGUGUGUGUGUGUGUGUGUGUGUGUGUGUGUGUGUGUGUGUGUGUGUGAUUUGACAGAGACAGAGUGCUUAUGCAUUUUUGGGAUGAAAAUCAGCAAAGAUAUACGCACCAAGCCAUUCAUGGAGAAAUCAGCAUAAACCUCAGAGUCCUUCACAAACAAACACACACACACACACACACACGCACACACACACACACACACUGACAUGCCCUCUGCUGCACAUGCGCAAUCAAGAGUGCAUACUCGCACACUCACCCCACACAAACACACACACAUGCACGCUCCCGUCAGAAGAGGCUGAUUAGCUUGCAAGAGCUGUCUACAGCAUCCAGGGAGACAGAGCUGAAGACACAGAAACAGGCAGCGGUGGAUCGGCUAGCCAGACACAUCUGUGUGUGGAUUCAAGCAGUUGGUGCUCUAAAGGGAGGCAACAGCGCAGGACGGACAGGAGCUGCUGCUUAAGCUCUUUGCUGGAACAGGAUCGGUGCACACCGUGGCAACGUGGGGCCCGACUCAGAGCUCCACUGUGGGGGAGGGGCAACAGACCCAAGGACAGCGAGCGAAAGACAAGCUGUUUUUCCAGACCCCUGAUUGAAUAGAAUUGCUAAAGGCCCUGGCUCUAUUUUCAUUUCCUUGUUUCCUUCAUUUGUAUUGCUUGUCUGUUUGGGAUCAAGUGUUCCUGUUAGUAGGCAGCUGGCUGUGUUGUUUUGCUCCAUCCUAUCCUGUCAUCACAUUCGCUCUUUCCGUCUCAUCCGUCGUCGUCAUUCUGGUCUCACUCACCUUUCAGUCUUCCCACACCUCCAUCCUCACACUUUUUCACUACGCUGUCUCUAUCCUGCUGUCCACUGCCUUCUCCUCCCCGUGCCCUUCAGACGGUCUGCCUUUUCCGGAAUUCUCCAUCUUGGUCCACUCCUCUCCUCUACCCCUCCCCACACGGUUGGAUUUGGGUCAGCUCUGCUCCUUUUCUGGGAUGCAAUGUAGCCCUCUCGGACAGCGGAUCCAGGCGGCUCCUGGAGAGCCGUUUACAAUUCACCCUGCGCCUGACACCUGCAUGUAAAGCGCUAGGGAACGAUAAACAGAGAGGAAGAAUCCUUGGGUGCCUGGACUCUUGCCAAUCCACACUCUGGAGUGGCCUGGCGGGGCUGGCUGUGGCCUCAGCAAGCACACCCUGACUGCGCCCGCAUGCCGCUGGGGUACAAGUGCUGCACCGGCCCCGCUGCACUACUGUGCCUCCUGCCUGUGCCAGCGGCCUGUGCCGCCGGUCUCACUCAGCAUGGGUGUGGUGGAGGCCAUCGAGCCGGCCACCUCACCUGGACCUUCACCUGGCCCUGCAGCCUACAGGCUGCCCCACUCCUCCAGCUACAGCACCCUGCAGGGGAGAGGAGGGGCAGAGCUGGAGCUGGGGGCGGUUGGAGGGCUGGAGGGAGGAGGGCAGGCCACCGAACGCAGAAGCCCCUUGAUGGAUCUGUUCUGUGAGACCUGCUCCAAACCCUGGCUCAUUGGCUGGUGGGACCAGUUUAAGAGGAUGCUAAACCGGGAGCUGUCUCAUCUGUCUGAGAUGAGCCGUUCAGGGAACCAGGUGUCUGAGUACAUCUCUACUACCUUCCUAGACAAGCAAAAUGAUGUGGAGAUCCCAUCCCCGACGUUGCGGGAGCGUGAGAAACCCAUGUGCCAUAUCAGUGGUGUGAAGAAGCUGACACACAGCUCCAGCCUGACCAGUAAGGCUCUGCCACGAUUUGGGAUCAAGACUGAGCAUGAGGACUCGCUGGCCAGGGAGCUGGAUGACUUAAAUAAGUGGGGCCUUAAUAUUUUCCAAGUGGCUGAGUUUUCCAAUAACAGACCUCUGAGUUGCAUCAUGUUUGCCAUCUUCCAGGAGCGUGAUCUGUUGAAGACUUUUCGUAUCCCUGUGGAUACAUUCAUUACCUAUGUGAUGACACUAGAGGAUCAUUACCACGCCAAUGUGGCCUAUCACAACAGCUUGCAUGCGGCUGACGUCACGCAGUCCACACAUGUGCUGUUAUCAACUCCGGCACUGGACGCUGUCUUCACUGAUCUGGAAAUUCUGGCUGCGUUGUUUGCUGCUGCCAUCCACGAUGUGGACCAUCCUGGAGUUUCCAAUCAAUUUCUCAUUAAUACCAAUUCAGAGCUGGCUCUGAUGUAUAAUGAUGAGUCAGUUCUAGAAAACCAUCACCUAGCUGUGGGUUUCAAGCUCCUCCAUGAAGACAACUGUGACAUCUUUCAGAACCUGAGUAAACGGCAACGCCAGAGCCUGCGCAAGCUGGUUAUCGACAUGGUACUGGCAACAGACAUGUCCAAGCAUAUGAGUUUGCUGGCUGAUCUAAAGACCAUGGUAGAGACUAAGAAAGUGACAAGCUCAGGAGUGCUACUGCUUGAUCAUUACACUGAUCGCAUACAGGUUCUGAGAAACAUGGUGCACUGUGCUGACCUUAGCAACCCCACUAAGCCUCUGGCAGUGUACCGGCAGUGGACGGAGCGCAUCAUGGAGGAGUUUUUCCGGCAGGGAGACAAGGAACGUGAACGUGGGAUGGAGAUCAGCCCCAUGUGCGAUAAACACACUGCAUCUGUGGAAAAGAGUCAGGUGGGCUUUAUUGAUUAUAUCGUGCACCCUCUGUGGGAGACAUGGGGAGACCUAGUGCACCCUGACGCUCAGGAUAUCCUGGACACCCUUGAGGACAACCGGGACUGGUACCAGAGCACUAUCCCCCAGAGCCCCUCACCCCCUCCAAUCACAGACAAUGAGCUUGACUCCUGCACAAACAAGUUUCAGUUCCAGCUUACCUUGGAAGGUGAGCCAGCUGAGGAGGCUGGACCCAACCACAAUCAUAUAGGUGGCACUGAGCAGGAGGUGCCAAAGGAGCUGAAUGAAGAAGAGAAUCCUGGGGGAGGACAUGAUGAUGGUGGUGGAGAGGAGGCAGUGGCAGCAGAGAGGGGGGGGAGAAGGCGACUGCAGGUUCAGUCAGUGGUGGAGGAAGAAGAUGAGGAAAGACAUUCAGAUGGGAGUCCAGUAGAGGAGGCAGAGGACGAAGAGGAGUCAUCUUUCUCCCCUGCUGACGAUACGUGAGGCUCAGUAGCUGUCAGGAAUAACGCAGGAGUGCAGGUGGUCCCACAAGUACUUUCUUUUUCUCUGUACCUUACCCUCUACUUCAUGGCCAUACCAUGAACAAAACAAUAUUUCUGCACCAACUCAAUAAAAUGAUUAAUUUUAUUUUUCCAACAAAAAAAAGAGGAAAGAAAAUAAUAUUAUCAGAGAAGUAAUUCACACAGCAACUGUAGAUUUGGAAUGGGUGCUGGGCUCCUUUAUAGCAGAAGGUAAGAGUUGAUGGAUGAAUAUGGAGGAAUGGAGGAAUGCAGUUUUAGUGGUGUUUCAAAAGGGCCAUUUAGACCAUGUAGCACUCUGGAAUUUUGGUAGAUCCCCAUACGUAUGUGCAUUUAUACCAACAUCUAGACGCAAACAUACAUGUACCCACAAAUCAACAAAACAGUUUCAGUCUAAUCUAAUCACAAAAGAUAUGUGCACACACCUGGGGGAACUUUGAAGGAAUUUGGGAUCUCUUUGGAAAAAGCCAUCUUAAAAGGAAUACCAACAAUUUUCCAUCUCAGUAGUUGUCUUAUUGCUCAGAAACAGCUUUUAAUGUAUUCGUAAUAGAGACUGAAAUCCUCGGAAUUUACGCAUUAGUUAAAUCAGAGUGACUUAUUUUCCAUUUCUGUCGGAAAUAAACACAUAAGGACACCUGCUGCAGAGAGGCAGAAGCUUUGGCUGCUGCUGUGGAGGUGGGAGGAUGUGGAAGUGGAAGCAUGAGGAUCAAGUUCAUGUGGCACAAGACUGGACCUGUGGUGCAGGUCUGGCCCCCUUUUCCCUUUACCAGUAGUGCUACCGGUGCGAGAUGGCCACGUGCCUUUCUGAACCAUCAGCUUCAGCUUUGGAGCUGCCGUGAAGCAAUGCAUCGUGGGAUAGUGGUCUACUUUUGUCUUCAUUUCUUGAUUGUUGCUUGUUUCAAGCUCUCUCUCUCUCUCUCUCUCUCUCUCUCUCUCUCUCUCUCUCAGUUGUGCAUGAUUUGCGUGUGUGUUGGAAGCCUUUCUGUCAUUGUGUUGAAAACCUCAUUUUAUUAUGUAAGGUCUUCCUUGGUUGCUUCCGUUCUUGUCGAACAUUAUGGGGACUGAAUUAAGGAAUUAGCCAUGGGAGUUGCUCAUGGUCUACUGUCUCCUAUCACGUUUAAUGCAAACAAGGAUAGUCACUUUUUGAGAAUAAGCCAUGUUAUUCUACGGAAUUUAUGAUUUUUGCCUUCUUUUGAAUUACAUUUCAGGAUGGUCCUGUGAAAAUGGUGGAAAUCACAGAAUCCUUUCAAUAGCAGCACAGAUUCACUUUCACCCGCUCAUAUAAUGCAGCCAUGCUCCAUCAUAGCCAAUACUAUUUUCCAUUUUGGCUUACCAAAGGAAUGGGUGGUAACUUAAACCUCGGCUGAGGGAUGUGAUUGUUGGAGAGUUGCAACUUGAACCAGUGGAACUGAGCACAGGGAGUCACAUGCAGCCAUUAUUAAGUUUGAUGUUUUUAUGCCUUAACACUGCAGGGUUUAUGUAUGUGGCACUAUGCUGACUGUCCUGAGGCUCAUGAGAGAUCCCAGAAUAUUUUUGUCUGUAAACCUUCACUAAAUGUCAACUGUUUUGUCUGCACUAAAACUAAUAGCUAUUUUCAUAGCUCAUGGUUAUUAGAACUCACAAAUCUUCUCACAAAUGUCAAAGUGAAAGGAUCAUAUUUAUGUUUAUCAGGGGCUUUGAAUCUAGGUUGCAGUUAGCCUACAUCAAAAUAAUGGGUUGUCUGUGACUCUGAAUGUAACAGUUGACUGGGAAAUUGUGGGUAUUUUGUGAGAAAACGUCUCCUCUAUGGAUGUGUGGUGACAAGCUGGUUUCUGCUGGUCAGUACCUUAGCUUCAAGUGUGUGCCUGUUGUGACAGAACGUUGAGGUUACACCAAUGCAAAUAUGAUAACAAAAUGCUUGGUUGAGUAAAUAAAAACAUGUGCGUGAUCAGAAAUGAUGGUUUUGGUACCUUGGUGGGUGGUUUGUAAUAAGUUUGGUUGGAUGUUUAACUGGCAUCUACUCGGUGGAUUAAAGAGAACCCCAAGGGACCGUUUGAUCCGUUGUCCGAACUGAUGACAUUCCCACAUACAUUUGCGUAUGAUGCUUCUGUUUGUGGCUUUUCGUUAAUGAGGCAAGCUCUUAAGCAAACAAAUACUUCUUGCCAUUUUAACACAAUACUGUAGCAAUCGUUUUUCUUAUAAAGAAAUUAAUUACUUGCUGCCAUUCUUUUUGAAUAUCAAAAGGAAACGUUUUCUUUGGACAGUUUGUGUACAGUUUUUAUUUUUGUAUCAUGCUGGUUGGUGAUUGUGAUAUUGAAGAAUUGAUUACAAGACAAUAUAAAUAAUAGACUUAUCACUGCUUAUUUUGUAUAUAUUGUAAUGUCGGUCUGUACAUUUAAAAUCACUCAGAAUUUCUCAUUGUCACUGACCGCUUAUUAUGUUUAGUUGUAAUAAAUUGUACUUGAAUGGUUGAACUUUGCAGAAAAAAAACCCCUACACACUAUUUCCCUGACCCUUCUUUUUUUAAGAUUAGACAAAUCCCACAGUCGCUUUAUAUUAUAAUUUCAUUUGAGGGCAGCCUAAUCAUUUGUGAAUUCGAAAACCUGCACUUUAUUUUGGGUUGUAAGGUGGUUGGUCUAGGUUAAACAGUGUAUAGAUUUAUUGUUUUAAAGGGAUACAAUAACACUUGCACAAGCAAAGCACUUCUCAUGGCUUGAUCCCAAGCUUUUCAACCAUACCGGCACUCCCUCCCUGCAACCUGACAAAAAAUAAACUACUCUGCAGUAAUAAUCCACAUUGUAGGGGCUGGUAGUCAUGAGAUUUACAGUAGUUUGACUGAAGAUGUUUUUUCAAGGAACAGUCUGUGACAGACUGAUUUGACAAAGAUUGUGGCUUGAGUAGAAAAGGAUUUAUUUGUACUUUAAGUCACUUUCUUCUAAUGAGAAUCCUUUAUGGAAUGACUCUCUGGGCUUUAAAUAAUAUGUUACUUGUUAAUAAAUGAUGAUAAUAUUAUAAUGAGAUAAAAAAAAAACAACAACAUGAUUGUAAUAUUUGUAAAUGAUGUUGCUGUAAUGUGUAUAAUGUGUCCAAGUUAUUUUAUAUUAUAUUAUUUUUAUGAAAGGUUGUCCUCUAAGAGAACUGAGGUGUCAUUUUGUGAAUAAAAUGCAUUUAAUAAGCA
Molecule: messenger RNA, 6822 nt
Organism: Ictalurus punctatus (channel catfish)
Lineage: Eukaryota; Metazoa; Chordata; Actinopteri; Siluriformes; Ictaluridae
Gene: pde4a
Product: phosphodiesterase 4A, cAMP-specific
Exons: 10
Coding region: 1822-3630 (602 amino acids)
Biological process (GO): signal transduction
Cellular component (GO): nucleus; perinuclear region of cytoplasm; cytosol
Molecular function (GO): 3',5'-cyclic-AMP phosphodiesterase activity
Source: RefSeq, a predicted model, not a curated record